AUGGCGACAACAACAACGAAGAAGAUCAACAACACGAUGCUCUUUGGCUUCGUGCUCGUCAUAACAAUUCUCUUGGGUUGCUGCUCGGCGACGAUCUACAAAGUGGGAGACUCCGAUGGAUGGACGACGAAGGACGACGUGUAUAACAGUUGGGCCGAACGUAAGGAAUUCCACGUCGGUGAUUCACUCGUCUUCGAAUACGACCGUAACCUCAACGACGUCACUCAAGUGUGGGGCGCUUUGGAGUACCAAUUCUGCGACACUUUCUCUCCUAAAGCCGUCUACAACACAGGGCACGAUAUCGUGACCCUCACGGAACCAGGGUUUUACUACUUCAUCAGCUCAAAUCGUGUUCAGUGCCAAUUGGGACAGAGACUCGACAUUCUUGUCGUCCAUGACCCGUCACGUCCGAUCCCUCCACCACCACCGAGCAAGGUCUUGUAUAUCGGAAAGACCUACAAGGUCGGUGGCUCCAAAGGAUGGAAGGUUUACGACAGCGACUUCUAUAACAAGUGGGGCGAGGAGAAAGAGUUUCAUGUCGGAGACAAGCUUCUUUUCGAAUACGCCAACGAAGCCAACGACGUGUACGAAAUCAGCGGUCAUCUUGAGUUCAAAACCUGCGACCCGGUUUCUCCUGUAGCCGUGCACAAGACGGGACACGAUCUCAUCAGGCUCACCAAACCGGGAGUCCAUUAUUUCAUCAGCUCCAAGACCGGUCAUUGUGCCGCUGGCCUCAAGCUCCGAGUCGUGGUGCUACCCGUUAAUUUCUCCAAGAAGAUGGAGUUGUAA
Molecule: messenger RNA, 789 nt
Organism: Thlaspi arvense
Lineage: Eukaryota; Viridiplantae; Streptophyta; Magnoliopsida; Brassicales; Brassicaceae
Source: the annotation of a GenBank genome assembly